Molecule: messenger RNA, 2748 nt
Organism: Cavia porcellus (domestic guinea pig)
Lineage: Eukaryota; Metazoa; Chordata; Mammalia; Rodentia; Caviidae
Gene: Plekhg6
Product: pleckstrin homology and RhoGEF domain containing G6
Exons: 16
Coding region: 214-2562 (782 amino acids)
Molecular function (GO): guanyl-nucleotide exchange factor activity; GTPase activator activity
Source: RefSeq, a predicted model, not a curated record
UUCACCGUCCCCUCCCCGCCCCGCAAGGCGCCGGCCAGGUCCCGCCGGCCGCUGGGUCCCAGUCCCAGGCUGGCAGCAGGGCUGGCAUCGCUGUCACGGCCCGCAGCUACGGGGUCCCCGGAGGAGAGCGGGUGCCAGGCACCUGCACGAACAGCCUCAGGGGACUCCCUUUCUCCUGAUCCUGGAGUUAUGACCCUUGGGAGGUGAGAAGGGAUGCAGGCCCAUGGGCCUCCACAUGAGGGCCCCCUCCGAGGACUCGUGGCCUCCCGAAUUGAGGCCUAUGGGGGCCGGCAUCGGGCCUCCACCCAGAGCACACCUGCCAGUCCCAAUCCUCGAGGAGGCCCCGUGCAGGAUCCCAGUCGCCGCCGUUUUGCCAAGAGUCCUGGCCUAUAUCCCUUGACGUUGCGAGACCCAGAGCCUGAGAAAAGGCAUGGAAUCUAUUUUGCGGUCAGCCCACCCUACUACCCCAGGCUUAAGGAAAUCACCAAGGCCCAGGAGCUGGAGGCGAGGUUGCGCACCUUCAGCAUGUUUGGGAUGCCCCGCCUGCCCCCCGAGGACCGGCGGCACUGGGAGAUUGGCGAGGGCAGUGACAGCGGCCUGACCAUUGAGAAGUCCUGGAGGGAGCUGGUGCCUGCACACAAGGAGAUGAGCCGGGAGCUCUGCCACCAGCAGGAGGCCCUGUGGGAGCUGCUGACCACCGAGCUGAUCUAUGUGCGAAAGCUCAAGAUCAUGACUGAUCUCGUGACUGCUGGUCUGCUGAACUUACAGCGAGUGGGGCUGCUGACGGAAGUGUCAGCUGAGACCCUGUUUGGAAAUGUCCCCAGCCUCAUCCGAGCCCACCAGAGCUUUUGGGAGGAGGUGCUACAGCCAUUCCUGGAGCAGACUCGGGCCUCAGGCCAGUGUCUAGACCCCGUCACCCUGAAGAAUGGCUUUCUGACGUUUGGCCAGCGGUUCCAGCCCUAUGUCCCGUACUGCCUGCAAGUGAAGAAGACCAUGGCUUAUGCCCGGGAGCAGCAAGACACCAACCCACUCUUCCAUACGUUUGUGCAGCAGUGGUGUGAGCAGCACAAGCGGUCAGGGAGGCAGACACUGGGUGAUUUGCUCAUCAAGCCCCACCAGCGCAUCACCAAGUACCCACUGCUACUCCAGGCUGUGCUGAAAAAGAGCUCUGACACUCAAACCAAGGAGACCCUGAAUGCCAUGAUCACAAGUGUAGAGUCCUUCCUGCAACACAUCAAUGGGCAGGUGCGCCAGGGAGAAGAGCACGAGAACUUGGUGGCUGCAGCCCAGCGCAUCGGUCCCUAUGAGGUGCUGGAGCCACCCAGUGAGGAGGUGGAAAAGAAGCUGCGCCUUUUCUCCACCCUGGACUUGAUGUCGCCUAUUCUGGGGGUCUCCCUGGCGCACACCAGGCAACUGCUGCUGGAGGGACCCGUGCGGAUGAAGGAGGGGCGAGAUGCGAAGCUGGAUGUGUACCUGUUCCUCUUCUCCGACGUGCUGCUAGUGACCAAGCCACAGCGCAGGACAGACAAGGCCAAAGUCAUCCGCCCCCCUCUUAUGCUGGAGAAGCUUGUGUGCCAACCGCUGCGAGACCCCAACAGCUUCCUGGUCAUUAGCCUCACCGAAUUCCAGUGUGUCGCCAAUGCGUUCAUUGCACACUGCCCCACUCCCACAGAUCGAGUACAGUGGCUGAAGAAGAUACAGGAAACCCAGGUCGCCCUGCGGAAGUUGAAGGUAGAGGAGUAUGUCCAACAGAAGAGGGAGCUCCCGGCCCUAUAUGGAGAUCAGGACCGCGAGUGCCCCAGCACCAGGCCCUCCACACCUUCCCUGGAAGGCUCUCAGAGCAGCGCAGAGGAGAGGACUGCUGAAUUCACCGCCCCCCACCUGGUGGUGACAGAGGACACAGAGGGAGACACUUCCUCUGUACUAGACGAUGCUUCAGACUCUGGCUAUGGCACUUUGAUCGCAAGUUCGCCCAAGGAGCCCCCCUCUCCACUGAGCCGAUUACGACCCAAGGCUUUUCGAAGGGACCCCCGCCUCACCUUCUCCACCCUGGACCUCCGAAAUGUUCCUUUGCGUCCCCAGCCUCCCGACCCCCAAGCUUCUAAACGCCUAAGCGCCCCGGAACUGCCUGAAGAUAUCGGAAGAGGGGGCAGUCUUCCCAGAGGAGAAACGCCCACCUGGUCUGAGGAGGAGGAGGGGACCUUGGCUGGGCGGCGGAAUAUGGUGGUGGAAACGCUGCACCGAGCUAAGCUGCGGGAGCAGCACUCGCCCUCCUCAACCCACGCUGAUUCUGCCGCUGACUCUGCUGGCGAGAGCCCCUGGGAGUCUUCGGAGGACGAGGGACCUCCCUUCCUAAGCCCGGAGUGCAGCCCCCGAGCCCAUCCACUCCGGGCUGAGGACAUGCUGCGGGAGAUCCGAGAGGACCUGGCCAACCAAAGGAUUGAGGGAGCCCCGGAGCCUCGGGAGAGUAGGCCUCGGAAGCUGACGCGUGCCCAGCUGCAGAGGAUGCGGGGCACCCACAUUAUACAGCUGGACACCCCUCUGUCUGUGUCAGAAGUGUGAGCAAUGCUGAGGACCUCUGGAGUAUCUCUCAGAGGAAAUGUCUCCCCAAGAGUGCUGGCCACCACCCCACCCCUGGACUCUACCUCAAGGACCCCGAGACGCCUGGCCCAGGCUCCACUCUCAGGACUGUGGAUUUUUGUAUCAUAGACACCCCAGAGCCCCACAUAAAAUUGUGUAUAAAAAUCA